GGACGCCUGGACUCCAUUAGGCAGCAGCUGGGGGAAGAAUCAACACACCAGGGAGCGGAGCGGGACCGAAGACAGAGGCGGCAGCUGCCUCCGCUGCCGCCGCCGCCGCCGCCGCAGCAGCCGCAGCCGGGGCUCAGCACAGCGGCAGGCUCCCCCCUCCCCAGCAGCGGCCGUCGCCGCCCCAGCGGCGCCCCCCCCCUACGGGAGCGACCCCCGGGCCGGGCACCCCAGCUGCCUCCGGGAGGGGGGGGACAGGGCCCAAAUCCUCCUCCUCUUCCUCACCCCCCCUUCUCCCUCCCCCCCUCCCCGCUUCCCUGUCCCCUCUUCCCUCCCCCCCUCACCCCGGCCCUCUCCCCGUCCCCCUCCUCCCCUCCUCCGCCUCGCCCCACCGGCUUCCCACCACGGCCUCUCUCGGCGAGGAAACUCUGGCCUCCGCUUCCUCCUCCUCCGACUCGGACACCGGCGGAGCCUCCCCGCCCCCGCGGAAGAAACCCCGAGCCUCGGCGGCGGAGGGAGCAGGAGAGCCCGGGGCUUCGGCAGGCAGAUGGUGGGACUCCCCGCGGCUGCUGCCCCUCCUGCCGCCGCUGCCGCCCCCCACCGCAGUAG
Molecule: messenger RNA, 606 nt
Organism: Sarcophilus harrisii (Tasmanian devil)
Lineage: Eukaryota; Metazoa; Chordata; Mammalia; Dasyuromorphia; Dasyuridae
Product: proline-rich protein 2-like
Exons: 2
Source: RefSeq, a predicted model, not a curated record